CUCGGCAGAACCCAGGGCGUGCAGAUCCCAAGCGCCCGGGACGGGUUCUUGUCCAGGACCGUGGCGGCUGCCGGGCGUCCUGGGUUUUACCCGCUCGUCUUGGGGCGGCUUCUGCACGCCCGGGAAGAGGGCGCGGUUUCCCAGCUGGUUUUGCAUUUCGGGAGAGCUGAGAGGCCUCCCGUUUCUCCUCAGUCAACUCCGGAGGAAGCGGCCGGCGACCUCCAGAGCCACAUGAUCACGCUGCAAACAGAGGCCCAGAGAGAGGUUCCAUUUAUGAAAUGUUUGGAAAUGAAUGCUGUUUGUCAACAGGAGAAGUGAUUAAAAUUACUGGUCUCAAAAUUAAGAAGAUCAUAGCUGAAAUUUGUGAGCACACUGAGGGUUGUGAGUCUUUACAACCAUUUGAGCUGCCUAUGAAUUUUCCAGGUCUUUUUAAGAUUGUGGCCGAUAAAACUCCAUACCUCACUAUGGAAGAAAUAACAAGGACCAUUCAUAUUGGAUCAAGUAGACUAGGGCAUCCUUGCUUCUAUCAUCAGAAGGAUCUAAAACUAGAGAAUCUCACUGUAAAACAGGGUGAGCAAAUCAUGCUCAACUCAGUUGAAGAGAUCAGUGGAGAGAUAAUGGUGAACUGUGGAGUGGUAAGGAAUCAUCAGAAUCACUCGUUUACUUUGCCUUUGUCACAAGAAGGAGAAUUCUAUGAGUGUGAAGAUGAACAUAUUUAUACCCUAAAGGAGAUUGUUGAAUGGAAGAUCCCGAAGAACAGAACACGAACUGUGAAGCUUACCGGUUUUUCAAAUAAGUGGGACUUAACAAAUCCAUUCCCUAAAGGCUUUUAUGGUGCUCUGAUUCUCAAGCCUGUUUAUGAAAUUCAAGGUGUGAUGAAAUUCCGAAAGGAUAUAGUCCGCAUCCUCCCCAGUUUAGAUAUUGAAGUCAAAGACAUUACUGACAGUUACGAUGCCAACUGGUUUCUUCAGCUAUUAUCUACACAAGAUCUCUUUGAAAUGACCAGUAAGGAGUUCCCCAUAGUGGCCGAAGUCAUAGAGGCACCUCAAGGAAACGAGCUUCCCAGAAGCAUUUUACAGCCUGGGAAGACCAUUGUGGUCCACAAAAAGUACCAGGCAUCGAGGAUCUUAGCUUCAGAAAUUCGAAGCAAUUUUCCUAAAAGGCACUUCUUGAUCCCCACUAGCUAUAAAGGCAAAUUCAAGCGGCGACCCCGGGAGUUCCCAACUGCCUAUGACCUUGAGAUAGCAAAGAGUGAAAAGGAGCAUCUCCACGUGGUGGCCACCAAAGCCUUUCAACCCCCUCAUGACGAGCUGUCAUCCGUAUCUGUUGGGGACCAGUUUCUAGUGCAUCACUCACAGACGACUCAAGUCCUUUGUGAGGGAAUCAAAAAAGUGGUGAAUGUUCUAGCCUGUGAAAAAAUCCUCAAAAAUUGCUAUGAGACAACACUGCUCCCUUUGUACAUGGAAGGAGGUUUCGUAGAGGUGAUUCAUGAUAAGAAACAGUACCAGAUUUCUGAGCUCUGUGCGCAGUUCCGCUUUCCCUUCAACGUGAAGGUAUCUGUGAGAGAUCUUUCCAUUGAAGAAGACAUUUUGGCUGCUACACCAGGACUGCGGUUGGAGGAAGCUAUCACAGACUCCUAUCUACUUAUAAGUGACUUUGCCAACCCCAGGGAGUGCUGGGAAAUUCCUGUCAGUCGCUUAAAUAUGACUGUUCAGUUAGUUAAUAGUUUUUCUAGGGACACAGGAUCAGUUCUAGUCAGGACUCUGGUUGAAGAGAUCACCGAAGAACAGUAUUACAUGAUGCGAAGAUAUGAAGGCUCUUUCUCCCACCCCCCACCUCGCCCUCCCAAACAUCCCUCAGUGGAGGAAACAAAGUUAACCCUGCUCACCUUAGCAGAGGACAGGGCUGUGGGUCUGCCUAAGUCUCCCAAGAGUCUCCAUGUAGACAUAUCCAAGACACUGCACUCAAAUCAAGCUGGCCUGGAUUCAAAAGUACCAGUUGGUUGUCAAAGUGAUUUGGCCGAAUUGGAGAAAGAGAGAAGCAAGAGUGGGGCAACUCAACUAGCAGCCACCAGUGUAACCACAGAAAUCGUCAAAAGUAAAAAACAUCAAAAAUAAUGAGAUGUGACUGAAACCAGCUGGGCAGUGAACAUAAAUGUUGUGAAGGAAAAGUAAGCUUAGCCUUCAAUCUGAAAACAACCAUUCCCCAACAGACCUCAGAAGAAACUGGCCACUGCAAAGGAAAACAAAACAACCUCAAAAGUUUGAACAGAUAAUACUUAAAGAGAAACCUAUGAUAUGGAAUUCGCGUAGUCUGUUCUCUUGUGCCCAAAUCUGUAUAUAUUGUUGUAUUGUUACUUAGGACAUAUUUAUUUAAUAUGCAUACUUUUUUGCGGGUCUUAUUUCCCCUCCCAACCAGGAAGCAAUUGAAAAUUAACUUUAUAUUUCAGUUUCUGAGUAAAAACCAGUUGAAAAUAGGAGGAAAGCUCACCAGAUAUUCUCAGUUUUCAGAAUUUGUUUUGCCAUUUUUCUAGAAUUAUCAUCAUUCCUGCUAAAAAUAACUUAAAAAAAUAAUUAUAUCUGAGAGUGAUUUUAAAAUACCCAAGUUUCUUAUCUGAUCUCCUUGGAGCUAUGAAAAUGAGUUUGACUUCACAUUUUCAGUUUGUUUGUAAAUAAGUGUUUGAGGCUUAACAGCCAAAGCUAUCAUGAGUCACAGGAGUUUUCUAUAACUUUUUCCCCUGCCCUCUAAUAACCAGAAUUCAUGACUGCAAUAUCACCAAAAAUCUAAUAAUAUGCUGUAUUAUUUUAUGUACUGUAUACUAGAUAACCCUUUAGAUGAAUGCUUGUUAGGAUUAUAAGAAAACCAUCUCAUUUAUGUAUCAUUAUGUAUUAAGUAUACAGGGACCAUAUUAUUUCGCCUCUAGCAAAAUGAAGAGACAGAGAAGUUUUCUUGUUGGUCACACAGGAAUUUAAUGACAAGCUUUGGACUUUGUUCAUAGGUCAUACUCCAUACAAAAACUGUUGGCUAAUCUAUCUCAUAAUUAUUUUAUAUUAGAUAUAAAAAUUAUUCAUUAGUUUAGUACCAAAGAUUUUGGGAAGACAACAAAUCAUGAAACAGCUUUUCAACAGAAAAAAAAACCUACAGUAAGAGAUCUUUCACACAAUAUUUAUAUUCUGAUACAGCUUACUUCCCCUUACCUUUUUUUCUUUUUAAGUGGAAAUGAAUCCUGAUUUCUAAUACCAUCAAGAUUGUUUAGUGACUUGAUGUGAUGCUAUAGUUUGUUAUUUACAACUUCUGAAAUUUUCUGAGAUGGUUUCACCUUUACUUAUUUUGCUGGUUUGUGUCCAUAAGAACAAGAACUUUUCAAAGCUUACGUCCCCACAUUUGAUUUUUUUAUCAAAUUUUUGAUUAUUGAAUUCCACAGAGAAUCCUUUCUCCAUUCAGCAAUGUUGGCAAACUCCUAGAACUCACAGGCCAAUUUUCUAUUUUUCAAAUAGCAGUGAAUAAUUAGUGGUUUUUAUUUGGUAUAUGAGAACAAUUAAAUUAGUACUUUUAGUAAGUACAGUUCUUUGAUUGGAAAAUCAAGAGAAUGCAUGUCUUAGGUUUGGUCGUAAACCAUCAGGAUCUUUCUAGUGGACAUCAGAUAUAAACAUCGCUAACUUAAUACAAAUCCGUUAGGUACUUUGAUUCCAUCUCUCUUGCUAUUGAAGGGUGUUAAUCAAUUUCA
Molecule: messenger RNA, 3727 nt
Organism: Leptonychotes weddellii (Weddell seal)
Lineage: Eukaryota; Metazoa; Chordata; Mammalia; Carnivora; Phocidae
Source: RefSeq, a predicted model, not a curated record